AUGCCGGAGAAAGAGGUCGCUUAUCAUCAGGAGGCAUUCUCGUUGCUGCAGCCGCCGCCACCGCCGCAUCACUCGCACUCGGCCUUCCACGCGGCCUUCCAUCCGCACCCCCAUGCGGCACCCCCGCCGCCGUUUCAUCCGCACCACGGGCCACCACCGCCGCCGCAUCCGGCGCAUCCCGCGGCCGCGGCAUGGGAACACCACGCGGCGGCGGCCGCGGCCGCCGCGGCCGUAGCCUUCCAUCCACCGCCACACCACCCAUUAUCCGGCAGCUCGGCGGCGAUUGGAACACACGGUAACGGCAGCGGGGGUGGCGGCGGAGGCGGAAGUGGUGGCGGAGGCAGCGGUGGCGGCGGGGGCGGGACUGCCGGCAACGGGACCGGUGGUGAUUUUCUACGUAGAAGUCAUCCCCUUGCGGAACAUACGGCCCUACAUCCCGCUUACCGGAUCAACUACAUGGACCACCUCUACCAUCAACUCCAGGCCUCCACACACAGUCCCAACACCUCACUACACGGACUGGGUGGUUUGGGGCCCGAAUACCUCUUACACGCAGGUCCUGCCAGCACCCUCGCAUCGUCCGAAUUCCCGUUCUCCAUUGAUGUUUCAGCAUCGUCGCGACUAGGAAGUCCGCGAGCCUCAGCCAUCAGGGCGAGUCGGAAGAGAGCGUUGAGCAGUUCACCGUAUUCGGACAGGUUCGACAUCGACAGCAUGAUUCGAUUUAGCCCUAAUAGCUUGGCGUCCAUCGUGAACGGUUCGCGAAGUAGUAGCGCGAGCGGAAGCUACGGACAUCUCUCCGCUGCAAUGAGUCCAGCGUUAAGCAUGCAUCCCAGCAUGGCGCCGCACCUGCAGCAGAUCCAGGCCCACAUUUUGAGGAGCGCGGCCGCAGCGGCGCUCUUACCUCACGCGCACCCCUUGCAGCCACCCGCACCGCCACCGCCACCGCCGCAUCCUCAUACGCACCCCCAUGCCCACGGGCUAUCCCCACAUUCGCAAUUGUACCCCGGUGUGCCGCCUCAUUCCACAUCGUCGGCGACGCUCAGCCCGCACGGGGCCGGAAUGCCCCCGAAAAGUGAGAGCGUAGAGUCGUGUAGAAAAGCUUCGGAAUCAUUGACUCGCUCGGUGACGGCCGAGGCCGACACUUCCUCAAGGCGGGCUGCCACCAAAGUCAAGAGGGAACCGGCGACAACGACUACCAAUGCGACCACCACUACCGCCCCACCGACUCACCCUCAAGGUCUUAGCCCGAGUGAGGACCUCAGAGACGAACCUGGUGACUUCAUCGAAACGAAUUGUCAUUGGAGAGACUGCGGUCUCGAGUUCCCUACGCAGGACGAUCUCGUGAAACAUAUCAACAACGAUCACAUACACGCCAACAAGAAGAGCUUUGUUUGCGGUUGGGAGGAAUGCUCGAGGGAGGAAAAACCCUUCAAGGCCCAGUACAUGCUGGUCGUGCACAUGAGAAGGCAUACGGGUGAAAAACCGCACAAGUGUACCUUCGAGGGUUGCUUCAAAGCCUACUCGCGAUUGGAAAACCUCAAGACUCACCUCAGAUCUCAUACCGGCGAGAAACCAUACACCUGCGAGUAUCCAGGCUGUACUAAAGCCUUCAGCAACGCCAGCGAUAGAGCAAAGCAUCAAAACAGAACACACUCUAGCGAGAAACCGUACAUUUGCAAAGCCCCCGGCUGUACGAAGAGGUACACAGAUCCGUCGUCGCUGAGGAAGCACGUCAAGACUGUUCACGGUGCCGAGUUCUACGCGAACAAGAAGCACAAGGGUGGCGGCGGUGGCGACGGCGGCGGCAGCGAUGAAGCCGGCGCGGGAGGUAACAGCCCCAGUAGAAGCGAGGAUCUGCCUCCGAAGACACCCAGCCUCUCAAGUCCUAGCGUCAAGUCCGAAAGCGAAGCGAACAGUCCGCCCGGCAUCAUGCAGCAGCAGGGUAGUCCGCUGGUGGGUGGCUGUAAUGACGAGGUCGCGGGAAUGGGUGCCCUCACCGGCGACGGGAUCGCCCUCGCCGAAGAACCGUGGAACGAGGAACCUGAUGACUUGGACAUCGCUGAUCUUCCUGUAGCGCUACGUGCCAUGGUCGGCGGCAUGGAAUCGCAGCAGCAGUUACAAGUGCCGGCGCCCACGUCGAGGAAUCGUCUGAAAGGAAGACUGAACGUCAAAGGCGUGCCGAGCAUGCCGAUUGGCGUAGCGAACAUACGCGGGAUUCACGGUGUCGCACCUCAGGGUAACAUCGGUGAUCUCAAUAAAAGGAUCACCGAUUUGAAGAUGGAGGGUGGCGGCGGCCAAACGCGGCAGACAAGCCUGUCCGAUCUUCAACUUAGGUUGCAGCCGUUUGGCGAGCCGCGAAGAGACAGCAACAGCACCGUCAGCACUUACCAUUCGGGUUACGGCAGCAUGAGAUCGGCAGAUCUCAGUAGCAGAAGGAGUAGCCAGGCGAGUGUCGUUAGCGCUGUUAGAAUGGGCCCAGGACCGGAAAGUUUCUACGAUCCGAUCAGUCCGGGCACAUCUAGACGAAGCAGCCAGAUGAGCACCACUUCCAGCAGGAUCGAUCAGAAUCAUCUUCAGGGGCCUUACUCGACGAAUAAUCUCGUCGUUCAAACGCAAAACAUGUCCCUGCAGAGCAUUCAGGCGAUGCCAAACGAAUGGAACAAUCCGAGCGGACAUUGCACUCAACCGUCGAGUGAUCGACGGAUGUCCGAACCCAUUCGCAGUAACCCAACCCAAAGGACUUCUCCUCCGAUUCCGCCCAGGCCGAGAUCGGCACAGCUGCCCGAGCUUCAGCCCGAGCUUCAUCCCAAUCAGGAGGUGAUCCUGGACGAGGUGGGUGAGGGUGAGAUGGUGGAGAACAAGCUGGUUAUUCCCGACGAAAUGAUGCAGUAUUUGAAUCAGGUUCAAGCGGGCGGAAAUCAAGUCAGUUAUCGCGGUAGCCCACUACCGAUUUGCCAAUCGCCGAUAUGCACGAAUCCUCUGCACUAUCAGCGACAGGUGCAGCCCACGUGCAAUUACAAUCAGUCGCAUCAGUCACACCAACAGAACUGCUACUCCUCUCAGCAAGUUGUUCAACAACCAUGCCCGAACUAUCAGAAUUCCUCGUCUGUGUCUUACAGCCAAUGCCCGAAUUCACGCACGACUCAGCCUCCAUCGCAGUAUUGUCCGCCGCCAAAUUAUGGAUCUCAAGUCACUGGUGGACAAGUAGCGAGUCCAGCCGCGGGUCAAGUCAUGUCACCGAGUUCCCAUUAUGCCUCAGCUCACUUAAGCGAUCAGCCGUUAACAUCCCCCGCGGCCGGCGCGCUGGCGCCACAGCACGCGCCGCAAAACCUGCCCCAGAACUCUGCCCAACUUUCCCGAAAUUGUCCUCAGAAUCACGCACAUCAUCCUUACUAUCCAGGCUACGGUUGCGCGGGUCAAAUAAACGCAAACUGCAAUGGCUCCGCUAGCCCAGCUAGCCACCAUUCUACUCAAACCUGCACAUCAUCCAAUCACACUGUACAGAUGCGAUUAACAAAUAAUUGCCAGCAAUUAUCACCGCAUUGUACUCAGCAAACCGCGCCCAUGGCCAACACAACGACUAUUGCCCAUCCAAACGCUCAGUGCAAUCAAUCCUCCGGUCAGUGUGCGAGGCCUAUGACAACACCCAACAGUCAGAUGUCCAAUGUACACACUGCCCAACAGUCUACGGUAGCUAAUCAGUGCGGUCCAAUGUCACCCCAUUGCUCUCAAUUGAAUCAUGCGAAUCAGGGCAAACCGAUGAAUACGCUUGCGACAAAUCUUCAAAGCUGUCAACAGCAGACUCAACAAUCGCCCACAGCGCCCUGCCAGCAGGUCAACAACUGUAUUCAUCCCGGCGGUGCGCAUCGUCAGAUCAACGACGGUGGCAGCGGGUCAAAGAGAACGUCACCACAACUUUGUAACGCUCAGCAGACUAACUGCAGAAUGCCACCGCAGCAACAAACCUGCACACAUAAUUGUCAAACACGCACGAAUCCUCCGGCUCAGUACAAUUGCAAUUGCGCAUGGACUUAUGGAAAUCAGUGUUAUCACGAUCAACAUGGUGGACCGUUGCCAGAGAUACAAUGCAGAGAUAUUAGCCAGUCGCAACAAGGCUCGCCAAUAAAACCACCUCAAGGUAUGAGACAAGACUCCUAUCGCAGGACAUUGGAAUACGUUCAGCAAUGUAGAAACUGGUCCGUUAACGCUCAAACCCAUGAGACCAACGUAUCCAGCUCGACGCAUCCGUUGUCGUUGCCGCAACCUCUGCCAGCUAGCGCCAAUAUGGUUGUCAACGACAUGACGUCUUCGCUUAGCUCUUUACUAGAAGAAAACAGAUAUUUACAAAUGAUUCAAUGACCUAUGUCUAUUAACGAGACGCGCCAAUUUAAUUUUAUCGAUCGAUGAAACAGCCGCGCCUAAACAGUUUUCUACUUGAUUAUUGCAGUAACGUAAGUUGUAUCUUCAAUAUAAAAUUUACUUUACAAUGAGUGCAAUUAAAAUAUUUUAAAUAUUUGGGAAAAUUUAUCAUGACACCAAUGACAACUCCAUGCAGGGACUGGUGAUCCUUAGUUUGCAGAUUUUCGGGUACAUCAAGAAAAGGUCUGAAGUGGUCGUAGGUCACUUCGAAAACAAUAAAUUAAUACAUUUGAUAAAAUUUAAGAUGCUCAUAGUUUCGUAUGAAAGCAGUUGACUCGUAAUUGUAUUUAUAAGAGACUAUAAAGUUUUGAGUAAAGUAUGAUACGAGUGUAACCAGCUUCAGAAAUUAAUACAUAUACAUUUGACAAGUUUAAUACAUAGCGUGAUAAAAGGUAUCGAAAGACUCAUAAUUAAAUAAAAUUACUUUUAAAUUUGAUUUGAAUAAUUUGCACUACUGAUGGAAUUUAGUUGCAAUUUUUGACUCGAUUAUUAUGUCAGCGUUCAAAAUUUUUAUUUUACUGUUCGUGUCUUAAUGACGAGCUGCUAGACGUAACUAAAAUGAGUAAUAAUAUGAAAAUGAGUAAUAAUCUGUUUUAGAAAUGGACAUACUGUAAGUAGGAUAAGAUUAUAUUCUUCCAAGCAUUAAAAAGAUGUUGUUGAAACAUUUACUUUUACAUUUAAUUUAAAUUAUGGAUACAACAAAAAUUAUCAAUACAAAGAGAUUCAGAUAAAUAAUUAAUACAUUACCUACUAUUAUAAAUCAAGUUUAAUAAAAAAUUUUCACUGUUAUAACAAAGAUCAAAAAAUGCCACUGUCAACUUUAUUAAUUUUGGAGCUCGUAUGUCAAGAUUUUAAGUUGCUAAUGAAACUGAUGCAAUUUAAUAAGCGACAUGCGAGUAAAUAACGCAUUUGUCUUUAUUUUCUUUACAUAGAUUUCACUUUUUAUUCAAUCUAAAAAAUAAUUCAACGGAGCGGAAUCAAAAGAUCCCUAGGUCUGUAGUUAAUUAACCUUUCACUCUUGAAAUCGAAAGACUUCAGUGGAGAGAAUAGUAUUUUUAACUUGUCCCAUCUCAGAAACUCUAUUCUGAAUUUGAUACAUUUUUAUAUGAACUUUUGUUCUGAUAUCAGAAUAAGGAAGAUACAAAUCCUAUCAUACUUAUUUAUAUGUAUUUUAUAUAAUAUCACUACUGAUCUACUCCAUAAAAAUCAACUGUUUUUAAAUAGUAGGAUUGGUUUUAUAAUUUUAACAUAGUCAAUGUGGAUAUUUUUAUGUGAAGAAAAAUUUUAUAGUCGCGAUAUACAAGAAUACAAAGUGCCUUUAUCUUAAAUGAGGUGCAUUUGAAAAGUGCCACUAAUGUAAUGUAUUAUAUUUGAAAAUAUCGAUUUACAACAUUAUGUACCUCGAAAAUUCCGCUCAUGGUAACUGUUAGAAUUAGAUAUUGUAUAAUAAAGAUGGAUAAUAAAGAUAUUUCGUAUUUUGUCUACGGAUAAAAUUAAAGUAUACGUCUCUCUUUGAUAAUGGAGACAAAAUAUCAAUCUCGCAGCGUAUCAAUGAUAAAUCUUAGUGCGCGACGAAUGUGCGGCAUUUUUUGAGAAAAAUCUAUGUACUUUAAAUUAUUGUAAAUAUAUUUUUAUAAUAUUAUUAUAUAAUUAUUAUAUAUACUUUUUGUACAUCAAUUUCGUUAUGCGAUGAGCGUGCCAACGUAGCAUUAUCUUAUUAUAAUUAAGUUUAUUGUCAGUAAGAUGUAGUGUCUACAUCGCCGUACAGUGUGAUAAAAGAGAGAAAAAUAAGGUUCAUAAAUAAUAAUCAGUUUAUCACAAAUGAUAAAAGUAACAAGACUUGGAAUACAUAAAUCGGAUUAAUCUUAAUAAAAAUCUAUAAGAAGCCAAUAAUGAAAUAGAAAAUGUAGAUAAAAUUUAGAAAUAAGCACAACUGUUAAGGUUGAAGAUAAAUAUAAGCGUGGAAGUGUGCGCACAUGUUUCUAAAACGUCUUUCAUUAUUAUUAUUUUGGAAAACAAAUUCUAAAAACAAAUAUUAUAGUUGCCUUUACAUAUAAUAUUCAUUAAAGGCACAUGAAAGUGUCUUCAAACGCCUUCAAUGAACAUUAAAAAUGCAACGGCAAACGAUAUGUAAUAAAAGAUGAAUAUUUAGAAAUCUAAAAAUAUCAAUAUAUACACAUUGUACUGUUUUUGUUAUACAAACGAGUUUUACACAAACUUUAUUAAAGUGCGAUUAUAAAAAUGUGAAUUAUUUUGUGAAUAUUAUACAUAUUUACUACAUACUAAAAUGCUAAUAAAACAUGUAUGAUAACCUAUUUGAAGGAAGAUACUAGAAUGGAGUCUUAUAGAAGUGCCUAUGCAAAAUUGUUAAUUAUUUCGAGAA
This is a messenger RNA of Vollenhovia emeryi, 6802 nucleotides long. RefSeq names its product transcriptional activator cubitus interruptus (gene ci). The coding region runs from base 1 to 4359 and encodes 1452 amino acids. NCBI's taxonomy places the organism in Eukaryota, Metazoa, Arthropoda, Insecta, Hymenoptera, Formicidae. The record is from RefSeq and is a predicted model, not a curated record. Gene Ontology annotation, biological process: regulation of transcription by RNA polymerase II. Gene Ontology annotation, molecular function: RNA polymerase II cis-regulatory region sequence-specific DNA binding; DNA-binding transcription factor activity, RNA polymerase II-specific. Gene Ontology annotation, cellular component: nucleus. The transcript is spliced from 12 exons.